This is a messenger RNA of Phytophthora sojae, 1704 nucleotides long. RefSeq lists its product as hypothetical. The coding region runs from base 1 to 1704 and encodes 567 amino acids. The record is from RefSeq and is a predicted model, not a curated record. The transcript has 2 exons. NCBI's taxonomy places the organism in Eukaryota, Oomycota, Peronosporomycetes, Peronosporales, Peronosporaceae.
AUGUCGGUCAGCAACCAGCGGCCCGAGGCGGCCGUGGACGUCAGGUUCAGCGGCUACCUGUCCAUCAAGCGCGGACUGCUCAAGGUGGCGGACAAGCGCUACUACUUCAUAGCGCGCCGCAGCCCGGAGCUGUAUUCCUGUAAGGACGAGACCUCCUUCAACUUGUGGUUGGCCUCAGGUCACGCGCUGGACCCGCACGGCGGUGACUCCGUCGCCAAGGCGAGUGGCCUGAGCCCUGUGCUGGUGGGAACCGUGUUGCGCGCCGAUGCUUCGUCCGAGGAAGGCGGCGGGGGAGGGGACAAGGUGUUCUCGGUCAUGAUCGGAUCUGCGUCCAAGUGCAUCACGCUGCGGCUCGGCGCAGAGAGCGGGGAGAAGGCAGUGCAGUGGAUCGAGGCGCUGCGAGAGGUGCAGGUGACCAAGCGCCACGACGGGCGUCAGCCUGGCAAAUUGGCCUCGGCCUCGGACAAGCGGCUGCUACUGCCGCUGAACGAGCACGAUGCGCUUCGGGCGGCGGACUCAAUUGCCAUCCCAACGAAACCCGCAAGUGCCAAGAUGCCUCGAGUGUAUGCAGGCGGGAAGCUGCAGAGCAAGCCUCGCGUGGCCGACGACGACGAGGCCACUGCAGUGUCAACACCCACUUCGUACACCGAAAGCUCGCCCACAUCAGCUUCAGAGAAGGAGGUUCCUGCACAGUCGAGGCCGACGUCGCGCCUGAAUCGAAUGGACUCGUGCUCGUCCACAGCGUCGGGCCAGUCGCAAGGAAGCAAUGCUGCUGGGAACGUGCUGCUGUUUGUGCCUGUAGCAGGGUCCGCGCUCACCGCGUCGGCGUCCAGGAUGGCGAAGGCGCAGCAGGAGCUGGACGCGUUGGUAGCGAAGGGCGCCAAGCUGCCAUCUCGUAUCAAGAAGGAACCAGCGAACGGAGAAGCCAUCGAGUGGCGAUAUGGUGCUCCAGAGUACGUUCUAAUGGACUUGGCGUAUGUGAAAGGCCGGAUGCGCGAGCCAGACGCCACUCCUCUCGCCUCGUACGUGGAAGAGUGCUGCCAGACGUUCAUUAUGGAGGCUACGCACAAGGCGCGCUACGAUCAGUGGCACAGCGUGCGGCAUGACACCUUCUACAUGCAGGUGAACGAUGGCGCGCGAAUCCCCGGCUCGUCGAUCCUCGAAAACGACAUGCUGGGGAUGCUGUAUCUAGGCGACAUUGAGAGAAGUCCAGGUGCAGACCAGGGAGACAGCGACGAAAGUCAGGACCCGCGCGCGGAGCUGGCCGAAGCAUUCCCGGACGGGUUCCCCAUGGAGGUCCUGGAUGUGUUUACCCAGCCGCCGCAAUGCUAUUUCUCGUGGCGCCAUUGGGGCCCGUUCACGGGCAAGUUCCGAGGUGUUAAGGGCGAUGGAUCCAAGGUGGAAGUGCGAGGCUUUGGCGAGAUGGCAGUGGACGCGAGCCGCAUGCGGAGCCUUCGCCUCUUUUUCAAGGAGAAGGACCUGUUCGCUGGUCUCCGGCAAGUCACCGAUCGCGUCACGCGGGUACGACGAGAUACUGCCACGAUGAAUGCCGUUCCGGUGCGGACAGCACGAGCCACUUCUGCUGCGGUGGCGCCGGUCACUUGCAAAGGAUCCGCGCCGAACGCCAAAACCUGCGAUAUCAUUGAAGGACUGGCAAACUUCACACUAGAGGCAAAGGAGCAGCACAGGAAGCAGACGCGGUAA